AAUCUGAGCAGAGUGAGGGGAGGAGGAGGGAAGAACAAGGGAGCAGCUGAGAAAAGAGGUGAGAGGGAGAAGGAGAACGAAGGACGAAGAAGACCGGUGAGAGGACAGGACAACACUGCAAGGAGGGAGAAAAGAGGCGGAAUAGGAACCAUCAUGGCAUCUAGGAUGGGAUGAAGCUGCUUCAUCUGCUGCCUCAGUUUGUCGUAUCCUCUCCCGUAGAUCGUCUCGCAGGUCUUCUCGCCUGACUCCUGCCACCUGGUCGAGUCUGUGUGCUGCUUCCAAUUCUCUGCUCCUUCCCGAACGCCGAUCUACACGCGAUGAGAAGAGAGGGGAGGAGAGCAGGAGCAGAAGCAGAAGUAGAAGGAGCAGAAGGAGCAGCAGAAAAAGGAGCAGAAGGUGAUAAAUCUUACACGUCGAACAGUCGCGAGUGCGUUGAUGGUACGAGGGAAACCAGCAAACAAGUGAGUUUGAAGCAGAACCUCCAUCCCCUCCUCGUGCUUCUCCUCAGGAAGAUGACUCCAGUCUCUCGCUACAUCCGCAAGCCGACCAGCGGCUGCAUUGGCAGAUAGAAACGUGAGGAUCCUCUCUUCAGGCAAGAAAGAUGUCGGGGAUGACACCAUUGACAACCAGGGAUGGUCACGACAAGAACAGAACAGACGAACUCUCAUCCUGCUCAUGCUGGUCGCCCUCGACGCCCAGCUCGUGGCCGACCUGAUGGCCGAAGCCAUGGAUUCACGACCUU
Guillardia theta CCMP2712 is the source of this 742-nucleotide messenger RNA. RefSeq lists its product as hypothetical. The transcript has 6 exons. Bases 318 to 569 code for a protein of 83 amino acids. Lineage: Eukaryota; Cryptophyceae; Pyrenomonadales; Geminigeraceae. The record is from RefSeq and is a predicted model, not a curated record.